Messenger RNA from Boleophthalmus pectinirostris (great blue-spotted mudskipper), 2366 nucleotides. RefSeq names its product vacuolar protein sorting-associated protein 26B-like. Gene Ontology annotation, cellular component: retromer complex; endosome. The record is from RefSeq and is a predicted model, not a curated record. The coding region runs from base 338 to 1339 and encodes 333 amino acids. Lineage: Eukaryota; Metazoa; Chordata; Actinopteri; Gobiiformes; Gobiidae. The transcript is spliced from 7 exons. Gene Ontology annotation, biological process: intracellular protein transport; retrograde transport, endosome to Golgi.
AUGGCGUACAUCCUGUUCAUUUGACAACAUUCAGUUUUCUCUCUUGAAAAACAAAAUAUAAUGACAGUAGGGCGAUUUUAUAAUUAGCAAAGUCAGCUUAAUUUCAACCUUUGCGGUCUUUGCCGUAAACAUUACGCAUCAAGGGCUGGAGCAGAUCGUGCGCUAAUGGCUGCAGUAUUUGGCGAUUUGGUUGUGCUACUUUGAUUGUUGAUUUGAAGAGAACAUGGACAUGUAGCAGCGAGGCUUUUACAUACAAGUGUAAAGGAGCCUCUUAUCUUACAAGUGGAAGACGGGAUAGUCAUAGGACUGUCCUCUGCUGCACACGGGGGCCGUGACAAUGAGUUUCUUUAGUUUCGGACAGAGUGCUGAAAUUGAUGUUGUGUUAAAUGACGCUGAGACCAGAAAGAAAGCUGAACACAAGACUGAAGAUGGAAAGAAAGACAAAUACUUUCUUUUCUAUGACGGUGAAACUGUUGGAGGCAAGGUUAACGUGACACUGAAAACCCCGGGCAAGAGGCUGGAGCACCAAGGAAUAAAAAUCGAGUUUGUUGGUCAAAUAGAGCUGUACUACGACAGAGGAAAUCACCAUGAGUUUGUCUCUCUUGUCAAAGAUCUUGCUCGACCCGGUGAGAUCACUCAGUCCCAGACCUUUGACUUUGAGUUCACUCAUGUUGAAAAACCUUAUGAAUCAUACACUGGGCAGAAUGUAAAGUUAAGAUACUUUCUUCGGGCCACUGUGAUUAGAAGACUGAAUGACAUCAGUAAAGAAAUGGACAUUGUGGUGCACACACUGAGCACAUACCCUGAGCUGAACUCUUCCAUCAAGAUGGAAGUUGGCAUUGAAGACUGCUUGCACAUAGAGUUUGAAUACAACAAGUCCAAGUACCACCUAAAAGACGUAAUUGUGGGUAAAAUCUAUUUCUUGUUGGUGAGGAUCAAAAUAAAACAUAUGGAGAUUGACAUAAUCAAACGUGAGACCACAGGAACUGGCCCUAGUGUGUACCACGAAAAUGACACCAUUGCAAAGUAUGAAAUUAUGGAUGGUGCACCAGUCAGGGGUGAGUCCAUUCCAAUUCGAUUGUUUCUGGCUGGCUAUGACCUUACUCCCACCAUGAGGGACAUUAACAAAAAGUUCUCAGUGCGAUACUACCUGAACCUGGUUCUGAUAGAUGAAGAAGAAAGGCGAUACUUCAAACAGCAGGAGAUCACAUUAUGGAGAAAGGGUGAUGUGGUGAGGAAAAGCAUGUCUCACCAGGCAGCCAUAGCAUCUCAGAGGUUUGAGGGCUCAGCGGCCUCAGAGAGUGCACUGGAACAGGCUGCCAAAGAGGAGAGUGGGUAAACUGCACUGCCUAUGGCCUUGUUACAAACUCCUGCUUCUACAGAUGGCAGAGACAGACAGACUGAUAAUGUAUCUGGUGUAGCACCUAUUUUACUCACUGCUGAGGGAGGAACAAGGGAGAUUAACAUCCGCAAUGGAACAGAAGAGUUGCAUCUCAAAGCGGCUUCAUGCUGCUGCCAUGAUUUCAGAGACUUCUGGUCUUUCUCACACUGUGUAAAAAGUAUGUAAUUUACUAAGUUUCACAUGACCACGUUCUGUUUUGUCAUUGUCUUUCUCAUUUUCAAUUUCUUAGCUAAAUUUGUAAUUACUCAUUUUUAUGUUUCAUACAUUCCAAAUGUAAUUAAUUCCUAAUCAUUUAAGGUCUCAGGUGUAACCUGAAACCAUAAUGCACUGCUUUCAUCACCAAUGCAUUUGGAUGUGUGCACUGGAAAUUUUGAUGGGAGGAUUGAAAUGUAUUUUCAAUCCCUCCUAGUAUUAUCCUUCUCUUAUUUCUGUAAAUAUGUCCAGCCUACCUUUUCCUGUCCCAGUUUGUGAGAGAAUUAAGUACACAGAACGUCAGAAUCUCUCUCCAUGCUUUUCCUCAGCAUUCCAGUGGUGUUCAGAACGUGUUCUAAGGAAUUUGUACUAAAGCUGGAUAGUAAGAAGUCUUCUCUAACUUUACUAGAAACUUGAAGGUUGUGCCUAACAUUUAUCAAGCAAAUACGAUUCUCUUACCUUUUAUCAUUUCCAUAAUAAAUACUAUUAAUGAUUUAUUUCUUAUUUCAACUAAAGAUUUACUAAACUGAUGCCAAAUGAGAAACUUAAGACUCAUUGAUCUUUGUUAGAUAAAUUGUUGCUAAAUUGUGACAGUUUAAAUUUAAGUGAUUGUGUCAAACUCUUGUAAUUGUAUUUUUUGAUUAAGAGAAAGUUUAAUGUUUGGUCCACUAUCUUUUUAGUCCUAGUUUUGCAUACUCUUCGAUGGCUUCUCUAACCAGUAACACUUACUUUAGUUACAAAUUAAAUAAAAGAAAAAUGUGUGCACUCUUUA